CUAUGCAUCCUUGUGGUAUUGUAUGAGAGAGUGUGGAGUGAAUGAGAAGUAUAUCAGAGUGGUGCAAGACAUGUAUGAGAACAGUGAAACAGCAGUGAGGUGUGCAGUUGGAGCGACUGAAUGGUUCAAGGUGAAGGUGGGACUCCAUCAAGGAUCGGCUUCGAGCCCUUUCUUGUUUGCCAUAGUGAUGGAUAGCUUGACGGAUGAAGCGAGGCAAGAGUCACCAUGGAACAUGAUGUUUGUGGGUGAUAUUGUGAUACGUGCUGAAAGUAGAAAAGAGGUUGAGCUGGGUUUGGAGAGAUGGAGGUAUGCAUUGGAAUGAAGCUGUUGUUCGAGAUGUUCUCAGGCUACCAGGAAUGGGAAGAGUAUGAAGAUGAGCUGUACGCCGAGGAAGAACACGAUGAUGACUCUGAGCCUGAUAGCGAUCUCGAGUUCCAGCUCUAUUCCCAGCUCCAUUACGACACCAAUGACCUGGAAAACCAUCCAGAGAACCAAAAGGAGAGCUCCGGUCAAGAGACAUCUCCGGAACCUCAACCUGGCAAGAGAGUCCAACCUCCUGCUGCUCCUCCCGAUGAAAUAAUUCAGAUCGAUUCGGGCCCGGAUGUCAUCACGGUUUCGGAUAACACUGAGGAGGAUGACAGUGUGUGUGCCAGGAAAGGUCAAAGGUCAAAAGGGAAGGGAGUGGCUCCUGGUUCGCAGCAUCGUCGUGCAAGCGAAGCCGUAAAUGAACAUGUGGUAGUCCUGGAUUCAGAGUCGGACCAGAGUUCAGACUCGGAAUCGAUUCCGCCGUACGUGGCGGAUCCGUGUUUGGAUUCGGACUCGGAUGGAUUGGAGAGCUGGAUGAUUCUGGGUCGGGAAAAGGAGGAAGGAGACCUGGACAUACAGCUUAACGUCUUUACGGUCCGCACCAGGGACCAGCCAGAGUUUGCCAGCGACAGAGGUGACAAUCAGACCUGGGCCGUCUCAGACAAAGACAAGGAGGCUCAGAUCUGCAACAAGGGCGUCGGCUCGAGACGAGUCUCAAAUCGCUACUACACCAAGAAGACGGUGACCUGCCACAACUGCAACAAGCUUGGCCAUCUCUCCAAAAACUGCCCCACACCCAAGAAGGCACCAUGUUGUUCACUGUGUGGUCUUCAGGGCCAUUUUCUGAAGAGCUGCCCGAACCGUCACUGCUCGAACUGCGCUCUUCCAGGUCACACAUCUGAUGACUGUCUGGAGAGAGCGUACUGGCACAAACGCUGCCACCGCUGCGCCAUGACCGGACACUUCGCUGAAAGCUGUCCAGACAUCUGGAGGCAGUACCACCUCACGACGACGGCGGGUCCCCCGGUCCAAUCCCUUCAUCCUGACGCUCACGGAUCUCCUGCGUACUGCUACAACUGCUCUAGAACGGGACACUUUGGACACGAGUGCACUGAGAGGAGGAUGUUUAACGGGACGUUUCCGGUGCUGCCGUUCCCCUCGUCGUAUGACACCCAGUACGACAUCAAACGCCAAGAGCAUCGGGCUCAGCUCCGAGCCAAAGAGCUCCAAAAGGCCGGACUUCUCAACCAGGCCGAAGCCACUCCCCAGCCUCCCCGAAAGAAAGCAAGAAACGCGUACUUCCAGUCCGCACCAGUUCCUCUGAUGUCAAUCAUACACACCCCGAGGAGACGCGUCGCCCACACGCCUAAAUACCCUCCUCCGACCACACCCACUCCCAACAAACACCUGCACUGGCACAAUGACACGCCCGUCCUGAAGAAGAAGAAAAUGGCAAUGGUAAACACACCUGGUCCUUACAGCGUGGCCACGCCCCAAUUCAAGGGCAAGAAGAACAAAAAGAACAAGAAACAUGUGAUGAACACGGAACAGGACUUUCCUCGAAGCGUCCAGAAUGGUCCCUGUAACGGAGUGAUCUUUCACACUCCUCAGAAUCACAUGAAGAAAAGCCCAGGAGUGCUGUUCAGCUCAGGGAAGAGCAAGAAGAAGAAAAAGAAGGAGGAGAAGAGAAUGAGGAAGGCAGCCAGCGACCCUGAGAACCUGUUUCUCAUCAAACAAAGGAAGCGUAGAUAGUGUGUGUGUAGGUGAGAGAGAGAGAGAGAGAGAGAGAGAGAAGGAAUGGUGAAUGACAAGCAACAAGAAAAGAUCUGGCUUUUCUUUGUCUCCCUCUAGUGUCUAUUAUCAAUAUUACACACCGAGCAACUGUCAUUGAGUCACUUGUACAAAAAGAGACCACGAUUAGGUUUUUCGCCGUAGACUAGCGUCGAUUAUCGGAUCAGUCUGGCGUCCGAUGUUUGUCUUAGAUAUAGGAGAAACAUAACCUGUUUAAAUCUCACGCAUAUUACAGUGAACCCACAGAUGUUACUGUGUGAUUCUGUAAAAGCUUUACGUUCCCAUUUCCAUCUCAACAGCUAUGAAAAGGAUUGUUGAAGCUUCGGAUUUGUCACCGUUCCUCUGAUCGUGCUGCUGCCCAACGCAACGGGUAUUUUAAUAUUCACCUUCGAAGGAUCUUUCAGGAAACCAGAUGAAAAAUCUGCUUGUACAUAAGUUUGUAGAAUUUUUCUAAUUAAAUUGUGUACGUGACUGUGGCUCUGCUACAGCGGCAAAUAAAAGCAGAAGCAGGGUUUUUUUUUUUGGGAGGAUUCAUUUUCUUACCCUGUCGUUAGGAGAUUGCAGGUUCGAAUCCAGACAGUGCCACAGCCAUGCUUGAAUGGGAGUCAAGAAAGCAAAGUGGAGGGAGCGUUAUCUCUCUCUUCCCGCUCCUGUCAGUCAAUCACAGCAACACGAGCCAACUGUAGUCUUCUGUGAGCUAAGCUACAGUGGUGCUUGAAAGUUUGUGAACCCUUUAGAAUUUUCUAUAUUUCUGCAUAAAUGACCUAAAACAUCAUCAGAUUUUCACACAAGUCCUAAAAGUAGAUAAAGAGAACCCAGUUAAACAAAUGAGACAAAAAUAUUAUACUUGGUCAUUUAUUUAUUGAGGAAAAUGAUCCAAUAUUACAUAUCUGAGUGGCAAAAGUACGUGAACCUCUAGCAGUUAAUUUGAGGUGAAAUUAGAGUCAGGUGUUUUCAAUCAAUGGGAUGACAAUCAGGUGUGAGUGGGCACCCUGUUUUAUUUAAAGAACAGGGAUCUAUCAAAGUCUGAUCUUCACAACACGUUUGUGGAAGUGGAUCAUGGCACGAACAAAGGAGAUUUCUGAGGACCUCAGAAAAAGUGUUGUUGAUGCUCAUCAGGCUGGAAAAGGUUACAAAACCAUCUCAAGAGUUUGGGCUCCACCAAUCCACAGUCAGAUAGAUUGUGGACAAAUGGAGGAAAUUCAAGUCAACCAACAAAGGUCACUCCAAGACCAAGGCGUGUAAUAGUUGGCGAGGUCAGAAAGGACCCCAGGGUAACUUCUAAGCAACUGAAGGCCUCUCUCACAUUGGCUAAUGUUCAUGAGUCCACCAUCAGGAGAACACUGAACAACAAAUGGUGUGCAUGGCAGGGUUGCAAGGUGAAAGCCACUGCUCUCCAAAAAGAACAUUGCUGCUCGUCUGCAGUUUGCUAAAGAUCACGUGGACAAGCCAGAAGACUAUUGGAAAAAUGUUUUGUGGACGGAUGAGACCAAAAUAGAACUUUUUAGUUUAAACGAGAAGCGUUAUGUUUGGAGAAAGGAAAACACUGCAUUCCAGCAUAAGAACCUUAUCCCAUCUAUGAAACAUGGUGAUGGUAGUAUCAUGGUUUGGGCCUGUUUUGCUGCAUCUAGGCCAGGAUGGCUUGCCAUCAUUGAUGGAACAAUGAAUUCUGAAUUAUACCAGCGAAUUCUAAAGGAAAAUGCCAGGACAUCUGUCCAUGAACUGAAUCUCAAGAGAAGGUGGGUCAUGCAGCAAGACAACGACCCUAAGCACACAAGUCGUUCUACCAAAGAAUGGUUAAAGAAGAAUAAAGUGAAUGUUUUGGAAUGGCCAAGUCAAAGUCCUGACCUUAAUCCAAUGGAAAUGUUGUGGAAGGACCUGAAGCGAGCAGUUCAUGUGAGGAAACCCACCAACAUCCCAGAGUUGAAGCUGUUCUGUACGGAGGAGCGGGCUGAAAUUCCUCCAAGCCGGUGUGCAGGACUGAUCAACAGUUACUGCAAACGUUUAGUUGCAGUUAUUGCUGCACAAGGGGGUCACACCAGAUACUGAAAGUAAAGGUUCACAUACUUUUGCAUUAUUUUCCUCAAUAAAUAAAUGACCAAGUAUAAUA
Molecule: messenger RNA, 4207 nt
Organism: Neoarius graeffei (lesser salmon catfish)
Lineage: Eukaryota; Metazoa; Chordata; Actinopteri; Siluriformes; Ariidae
Gene: zcchc7
Product: zinc finger, CCHC domain containing 7
Exons: 9
Coding region: 301-2058 (585 amino acids)
Molecular function (GO): nucleic acid binding; zinc ion binding
Source: RefSeq, a predicted model, not a curated record